Molecule: messenger RNA, 1641 nt
Organism: Leptopilina heterotoma
Lineage: Eukaryota; Metazoa; Arthropoda; Insecta; Hymenoptera; Figitidae
Product: speckle-type POZ protein-like
Exons: 2
Coding region: 351-1496 (381 amino acids)
Biological process (GO): proteasome-mediated ubiquitin-dependent protein catabolic process; regulation of proteolysis
Cellular component (GO): cytoplasm; nucleus
Molecular function (GO): ubiquitin protein ligase binding
Source: RefSeq, a predicted model, not a curated record
GUCCAUUUAUUGAUAUACGUGAUGUAUAACCACUGGGUCGAUUAUCUUAUAUGCCUGUAGAAGUUGAUAAAUUUUAAGUGAAGUUGAAUCAUUCUUAAAACUUAUCGCUUAUAGAGGUGCGGAUAUUUUGUCUUAAGCUUAGUCCUCAGUGAACAAUUGUUUUUAUAACUGUUCAAGACGUUUUUUGGCUUUCUAAAGUGUAUACUAUCUAUUAAUGCGAAUAUGUAAAUAAAUAGCAAAAAAAAUUUAAGAAACUAUUUGAAAAAUUAAACGAUAUUUAAAAAAAAGCGGUGAAAACAAUUUGAAAUUUCGAAAUUUCUGAAUAAUUCAUUUUACUACAGCAGACAAAUAUGGCUACACCAAAGAAAUUUAAUUCAUUGAAUGUGAGAAACGAUCUUAAAGAAUCUUAUGAUACUUCUUUAAAUAUUCAUAAUUAUGAAUUUGAAUGGACAAUCUCUGAAUUUGAAUUUGUUUGUAGAAAUGUAAAAGUAAUUAGAUCUGAGGUAUUUUCAACAAAGAAUUUUAAAGAUGGCAAGUGGAUAAUUAGUCUGGAACCUACAGAAUUAAAACCAAACAACAAGAAUUUCUUUAAAAUUCAUUUGUUCUUUUACGAUGCUAAUUUCAAAAUAGACAACAAAUUAUUAAAUGUUCAAAUCUCAUUUCAAAGAAAAGUUGAUCACAACACUUUCGUGUCUGUUAAAUCAUUUGACACUGAAAAUGCAGACCGAGGUGGAAAUACAAUUUCAUGGAAAACAAGUGGAUCAGAUUUGCAUCAGGCCUUUAUCAACAGUGUGCCAAUGAAUUAUAAAACUUCUUUACAUUAUUUGGAAACUAUUCCAGAGAAUGUUCUAAUUAAAUGCAAGAUUAUUGUCGUUGCUCCUGGUACGACAAUAAGAUACAGAUCGCUUAUUGACAUUGAAAAAUGUAAUGAACUAAUAGCAAAUAUUAAAAGUUUGCUUCAUGAUGAAGAUCUUAAAGAUGUUGUCUUCAAAAUAGAGGAUGAAGAAUUCACAGCUCACAAAAUUAUUCUCGCAAGUCGAAGUUCUGUAUUCGCUGCAAUGUUCAAGAACAAAAUGACUGAGGAACUAACAUCCAUUGUUGAAAUAGAUGACAUAAGAUCAUCAAUCUUUCAACAAAUGCUGAAUUUUAUUUAUACGGAUCAAGUGGAGAAUCUAGAAGAAUCAGCAUUAGAAUUAAUAGACGUUGCAGAAAAAUAUCAACUAGAAAAUCUUAAGUCUAUGUGCAUCAACAGUCUACAUGACAAUCUGUCUUUAACCACAGUUAGUAAGACUUUGGAGGUUGCCGAUUUGUAUUCAAUUGAAAACCUAAAGAAUGAAUGCUUUUAUUUGAUAUCUGAGAGAAAGUAUGACAUUAUUGAGACAAAGGAGUUUCAGGAAUUAAUGUUAAGUCGUCCAAGUUUAUGGAUAGAAAUUUUAAACAUGAAAGAAACAGAAAAUAGCCAUAGUUUUAGAUAUAAAAGUUACGAAUUAAGAUAAAUCUAUAUAAUAUUACGAAACACUUUUCUUAAAUAACUUUAUGUUAAAAUAAUAAUAGUGUGAUCGACAUUUGUCUUUUAUACAAUAAAAGUCUUCGUAUAAUUAUAAAUGUAAUAAAAAUUAUUAUUUUUUACUGCUUGUUAAU